UCUUUUUAAUUUCAUAACGUCACAAUCGCCAAUUAUGAAGCUCUUCGUAGUGUGGACGACGGUCUUGGUGCUGGGAAAUCUGGGAGCCGGCAGCCAGUCACUUGCCGACGGAGGGGGCUCCAAGGGGCUCCCGCAGGACGGGGCGCCCUCCCUUACCCAGGAAAAGACCGAUGUGGACCCAUGCCGAAAACAAGACGAGGGGGGACUCAAAGAGUUACCCAAAGUGUAUGAUCUAACGAGCAUGGAAAAUGGCACUCACGACACCAUCAAGACCGUGGAAAGAAGAGUCAUUAACAAUACAGACGAAGCGGGGCAUUUAACAGGAAACAAGACAGUCGUUGAAAAGACGACAGAGACUGACGUACAGCCCAACCGAAAUGUAUCAAAGACUACGGAAGCACAAGUCGUUGUUGAUGAGAAAGGUAAAGAAAGUGGCGAAAAACAUGUCACAGAGAGCGAAACGGUGACGCAAAGCACUCCAGACAACGGAACCUUAACACAGACGGUGGACGUGAAAACUGUAACGGACGAAAAGGGCAAUGAAAUAAACGAGGAGGUUGUUAUAAAGAAGGAAGCAACAGUACUCACUAAUGACACUAAAGAAAAGCCGAAGGACGAUAAAGCUGCAACUCUUCUUCUUCCGAAGGAUGACCAAGGUAAAAACAAAACAGAAACUACAGAAAUAACAGAGGAAAGAAAGGAGACCCUGCCCGACAAUACAACGCAUGAAGUCUUAGUAAAAGAGAAAGAAGAAAUAUUGCCUUCACAGAACAGCACUAAAGUGACAUCUGUGGAGACGAAGAAUGUUACAGAGAAGGGUGAUGGACUUCAGAAGACAGAAAUAACAGAGGAAAGAAAAGAGAUUCUGCCCAGCAAUAUAAAGAAUGAAGAUGUAUUGAAAGAAGAAAUAUUGCCUUCACAGAACAGCACUAAAGUGACAUCUGUGGAGACGAUGAAUGUUACAGAGAAGGGUGAUGGACUUCAGAAGACAGAAAUAACAGAGGAAAGAAAAGAGAUUCUGCCCAGCAAUAUAACGAAUGAAGAUGGAUUGAAAGAAGAAAUAUUGCCUUCACAGAACAGCACUAAAGUGACAUCUGUGGAGACGAUGAAUGUUACAGAGAUGGGUGAUGGACUUCAGAAGACAGAAAUAACAGAGGAAAGAAAAGAGAUUCUGCCCAGCAAUACAACGCAUGAAGAUGGAUUGAAAGAAGAAAUAUUGCCUUCACAGAACAGCACUACAGUGACAUCUGUGGAGACGAUGAAUGUUACAGAGAAGGGUGAUGGGCUUCUGAGGGCAGAACAAACAAAGGAAAGAAAGGAGACUCUGCCCGACAAUACAACGCAUGAAAUUGUAGUUAAAGAGAAAGAAGAAAAAUUACCUUCACAGGAUAGCACUAACGAGACAUCCGUGGAAAGUAAGAAUGUUACAUAUAAGGACGAUGGAAAAGAUGUCGAGAAAGAAACUGUAAUUCAAAAAGAAGUCGAAAAGAAUGUGUGUAAUGGCGACAUCAAGGAGGUUCGUGACGAAAGACAUCUUAACGAAACAGCUGAAGACCUGAAGCGCCAAGUUAGCGACGUGAAGAACAAGAUUGAGGAAGAAAAGGCAAAGGCUGAGGAAACAAGUCCUACGCCGACCCAAUGGAUAGAACAAAAACCAGUUGCCGCCCCUGCCAUCCAAGAAGGCAAGGUCGUUAGAAAGGUAGUCCCUGCUGUGAGGCCAAUGAAGGUCGUUAGAAAGGUAGUCCAUGUUGUGAGGCCAAUGAAGGUCGUUAGAAAGGUAGUCCCUGUUGUGAGGCCAAUGAGGGUCGUUAGAAAGGUAGUCCCUGCUGUGAGGCCGGUGAAGGUCGUUAGAAAGGUAGUCCCUGCUGUGAGGCCAAUAAAGGUCGUUAGAAGGGUAGUCCCUGUUAUGAGGCCAAUGAAGGUCGUUAGAAGGGUAGUCCCUGUUAUGAGGCCAAUGAAGGUCGUUAGAAAGGUAGUCCCUGCUGUGAGGCCAAUGAAGGUCGUUAGAAGGGUAGUCCCUGUUAUGAGGCCAAUGAAGGUCGUUAGAAAGGUAGUCCCUGCUGUGAGGCCAAUGAAGGUCGUUAGAAAGGUAGUCCCUGUUAUGAGGCCAAUGAGGGUCGUUAGAAAGGUAGUCCCUGCUGUGAGGCCAAUGAAGGUCGUUAGAAAGGUAGUCCCUGUUAUGAGGCCAAUGAGGGUCGUUAGAAAGGGUGUGCCCUCGGUGAGACAAGGAAAAGUCUUCGUUGCGCAUCGAGUUGUUGAAUACGUCACCCCUUCGGUGGUAACAAAAAGAUUCCCCGUUGUGACACAGAAGAAGGUUCUUGCAAAGGUUCCCCCUACGGUGACAGAAGGAAACAUCCCCGUUGUUACAGAAAAGAAAGUUACUGAGAAUCUUAUCCCCUCUGUGACAGAAGGAAAAGUGCCGGUUGUGACAACUGAGAAGGUUGCUGAGCAGGCUGCCCCUUCGGCGACAGAAGAGAUCGUCAGUGUCCCCAAGGAGCAAGAAAAUGUCCCUGUCAUGACAGAAAAAGAGGUUGAGAAUCUUAUCCCCUCUGUGACAGAAGGAAAAGUCCCGGUUGCGACAACAGAGAAGGUUGCUGAGCAGGCUGCCCCUUCGGCAACAGAAGAGAUCGUCAGUGUCCCCAAGGAGCAAGAAAAUGUCCCUGUCGUAACAGAAGAAAAGGCUGAGAAUCUUAUCCCCUCUGUGACAGAAGGAAAAGUCCCGGUUGCGACAACAGAGAAGGUUGCUGAGCAGGCUGCCCCUUCGGCGACAGAAGAGAUCGUCAGUGUCCCCAAGGAGCAAGAAAAUGUCUCUGUCGUAACAGAAGAAAAGGCUGAGAAUCUUAUCCCCUCUGUGACAGAAGGAAAAGUUCCGGUUGCGACAACAGAGAAGGUUGCUGAGCAGGCUGCCCCUUCGGCGACAGAAGAGAUCGUCAGUGUCCCCAAGGAGCAAGAAAAUGUCCCUGUCGUAACAGAAGAAAAGGCUGAGAAUCUUAUCCCCUCUGUGACAGAAGGAAAAGUGCCGGUAGUCCCUCAACAGGAGAUUGUUGACAAGGUUGCCCCUUCGGCGACAGAAGAAAAAGUUCCUGUUGUGGUAAAAGAGAAAGUCAUUGAACAGGCUGCCCCACAAGAAAGGGUUGUUGAAAAGGUUGCCCCUUCGGCGACAGAAGAAAAAGUUCCUGUUGUGGUAAAAGAGAAAGUCAUUGAACAGGCUGCCCCACAAGAAAAGGUUAUUGAAAAGGUUCCCCCUGCGGCGACAGAAGAAAAAGUUCCUGUCGUGGUCAAAGAGAAAGUUAGUGAACAGGCAGCCCCUUCGGGGACAGAAGAGAUUGUCACUGUUCCCAAAGAGCAAGAACAAGUCCCUGUUGUAACAGAGGAAAAGGUCGUUGAAGAGGUUGCCCCCUCCGUAACAGAGGAAAAAGCUCCCGUUGUGACAAAUCAGACGGUUGUCGAAAAGAUUACUCCUACCGCAACAGAGGAAGAAGUUGUCACUCAACGGAAGCUCGUUGAGAAGGUUGCCCCCUCUGUCGAGGAAAAUGUAGUUGACAUUCCAAAGAGGGAGGAAGUGUAGUUGACACAAUUGCUCCUGUUGUAAAGAAGGCAAGUACAACAGAGUAGUGAUACCGUGUUGCUGUUUCUCUUAUCAAUUUCGUUACAU
This is a messenger RNA of Eriocheir sinensis (Chinese mitten crab), 3655 nucleotides long. RefSeq names its product titin-like. The record is from RefSeq and is a predicted model, not a curated record. The transcript is spliced from 2 exons. Bases 35 to 3568 code for a protein of 1177 amino acids. Lineage: Eukaryota; Metazoa; Arthropoda; Malacostraca; Decapoda; Varunidae.